Prosopis cineraria is the source of this 891-nucleotide messenger RNA. RefSeq lists its product as uncharacterized. Lineage: Eukaryota; Viridiplantae; Streptophyta; Magnoliopsida; Fabales; Fabaceae. The record is from RefSeq and is a predicted model, not a curated record. The coding region runs from base 160 to 711 and encodes 183 amino acids. The transcript has 3 exons.
UCAAAAUGGCAGGUGCCACCAGAUACAUUGAACCACACGCAGACAUGCAGGGACAAUUUGAGGCUUUGAGCAAUGCAUCGAGACGAAACGCAUUGUAAGUGAAGAAUCAAGAUUGAAGAUCUUUUUUUUUUUUAUUUUUUUGGCCUGCGAGAGUGAGAGAUGAACACGAGGCAGCAAAGAGUGUUGAAAUUGGUAAUGUGGAUUCUGGCACUCUGCCUCAUUGUUCACGUAGCGGGACGACCCUUGUAUUGGCAUCUCAGCGAGAACUUCAACGCCACUGUUCGCCACGCCGCCUCUUCGUCUUGUCCGCCUUGUCCCUGUGAUUGUUCUUUUCAACCCCUUCUUUCUCUCCCUGAAGGUUUGAGCAACAGUUCCAUUACAGAUUGCAUGAAGGAAAACCCAUUGAUCAGUGAAGACAUGGAGAAGAGUUUCAUAGACCUUGUGUCAGAAGAAGUGAAGUUGAAGGAAGCAGAAGCUCGUGAAAACCAUCGGCGUGCUGACGUGGCACUCUUAGAGGCUAAGAAAUUAGCAUCACAAUAUCAAAAGGAGGCAGACAAGUGCAAUUCAGGGAUGGAUACAUGUGAGGAAGCUAGGGAAAAAGCUGAAGCAACACUCGAUGAUCAAAUGAAGAUAACUGCUCUGUGGGAGCUCAGGGCAAGGCAAAGGGGAUGGGCCGAGUCCAGGGUGAGGUUUCGUCAUGCUUAUGUCUGAACAUAAAGUGCCCAUUCUUAUGUGUAAAAUCAACAUUAUCUGACAUGCAUGUCAGUCGCUCAUUCAUUCUUUUAUUCAUUGAUUCAUUCGUUAGUUUCUUGACACCAUUUGCUGGAAAUAUAAAUGCUGAAGAAAAUAAUUGCUUUUGGUUUCGCUUCUGUUUAAAUGAUCUCUUCUGCA